Molecule: messenger RNA, 1293 nt
Organism: Eimeria maxima
Lineage: Eukaryota; Apicomplexa; Conoidasida; Eucoccidiorida; Eimeriidae
Exons: 5
Coding region: 1-1293 (430 amino acids)
Biological process (GO): regulation of transcription by RNA polymerase II
Cellular component (GO): SWI/SNF complex; nucleus
Molecular function (GO): protein binding; transcription coregulator activity
Source: RefSeq, a predicted model, not a curated record
AUGACUCAGGGAUAUCCUCAGCGAUCUCUGCAGCAGCAGCAGCAGCAGCAGCCACACGAGGAGCGGCAGCAGCAGCAGCUGCUCCAAGACAAGCUGGUGCAGCAGCAGCAGCACAGUUACCAUCAGCAGCAACAGCUGGAACAGCAGCAGCAGCAGGACCUUGCAGGUUCUGCUGUGUGUCUUAGACUUCAGGGUCUCACCAUCUCUGUUUCUGCCAUUCAAGCAGCAGCAGCAGCAGGAGCAGCAGAACAGGACGCGGACCCGUUGAUGCUGCUUCUUCGUCGUUUUGCCAUUGCUAGCGCUGCUACUGUUGCUGCUGUUGCUGCUGCUGCAGCUGCUGUUCUUUUUAGCAUUCAAGUGGCCCUUACAGCAGCCACACCACCAUCAGCAGCAGCAGCAGCAACAGCAGCAGCAGCACGUGUUGCUUGUGUGCUGCAGGUGUCUGUGCUUGAUGUGCUGCUGCUGGGGAGCGGCAAGAGGGUAGCCUUCUCUACUGCAGCAGGAAAGGUAGAAGUUGCAUGCACAGACACAGGAAAGCAGCUUGCUGCUCUUGAACUGCAGCAACACCAGCAGCAGCAGCAGCAGCAGCAAACGAAGCCAGCAGCAGCAUUGUCUCUUGCAUACAUGGGAGGAGACAUACACCAGCAGCAGCAGCAGGAAGAAGAAGCACUUGUUGUUGGCUAUGGAGAUGGCAUGGUGCGUCUAUGGUCUCUGCAGCAGCAGCAAGUAUUAUCUUGCUGCUGCACAACCUCGGGUGCUGUGCAUGCACUCUGUUUUACCAACAGCAACAACAGCAGCAGCAACAGCAGCAGCAGCAGCAUAAGCAAUGAUGCUGGAGAUAAGAAGGUGCAUACAUGGGAUAUUCGCUUCCCUUCUUCUCCUUUGCCUGAACCCCCCCAUAGACAGCACUGCCAUAAGCAGCUCAUUUCGGGUGUAUGCUGGGACGAGCUGCGUCUGGUUAGCUGCUCCUUAGAUGGAUGCGUGUUGUCCUCUUCCUUAGAGGGAGCAGCAGCAGGCAGCAAUAUUUGUACUUCUACACCAGUGAAGGACAUGGCUGCAGCAGGAGCAGCAGCAGCUGCAGCAGCAGCAGCAACAGCAGCAGCAGCAGCAGCAGCAGGCUUCCCACGUGCCGUUGGUCAGCAGCACAGCGACUGGCUGCUGGCCGUUGACUUCUCUGAGACAAAGUUGGCAGCAGCAGCAGCAAAUGGUGUGCUGCGCCUCUUUGACUUCUCGCAGCAGCAGCAGCAGCAGCAGCAGCACGAACCAAUGCGGCGCUGCUCUGCUGCUUUUUAA